Messenger RNA from Moesziomyces antarcticus, 1071 nucleotides. Its product is annotated as alcohol dehydrogenase. Gene Ontology annotation, molecular function: oxidoreductase activity, acting on NAD(P)H. The transcript has a single exon. Lineage: Eukaryota; Fungi; Basidiomycota; Ustilaginomycetes; Ustilaginales; Ustilaginaceae. Bases 1 to 1071 code for a protein of 356 amino acids. The record is from RefSeq and is a predicted model, not a curated record.
AUGUCGCUCCCCUCCUCGCACAAGGCCGCCGUAGUCCCCGAAGCUGGUGCCCAGCACCAGGUCGUUGACCGUUCGCUCGCACCCAUUGGCGACGACGAGGUGGCAGUCAAGGUCAUUGCCACCUCCAUCAACCCUGUCGACUGGAAGAUGCGCGACUACCGCGUCUUCCUCUCCGAGUACCCCGCUGUGCUCGGCUCGGACGCUUCGGGCGAGGUCGUCUCGGCAGGCAAGUCGGUGACCAACGUCGCUGUCGGCGACCGUGUCUUCUUCCAGGGCAUCAUUGGCAACUACGACUCGUCUACCUUCCAGCAGUACGUCAAGAUGCCUGCUGCUCUGCUCGCAAAGACGCCCAAGAAGGUGUCCGACGAGCAGGCCGCCACCUUCUGGGUGGCUGGUAUGGUUGUAGCCACCGGCUUCUACCACAAGUCCGGCAUGUCGCUCUCGCCGCCCUGGAACGCUGACGGCGCCUCGGUCGGCAAGGGCAAGACCGCCGUGAUCCUUGGUGGCUCCUCGUCCGUCGGCCAGUACGCGAUCCAGUUCGCCAAGCUCUCUGGCUUCGACCACAUUGUCACCUCGUCCUCCGCGUCCCACUUUGACUUCCUCAAGUCGCUGGGUGCCACUACGGUGCUCGACCGCUCCGAAGCCACCACGGCCGAGGCAUUCGUCAAGGCCAUUCCAUCCGACUCGAGCGUCGACUUUGUGUACGACACCAUCUCGUCGCCCUCGACGCAGCUGCUGGGCGUCCAGAUCCUGCAGGCGCUCAAGGGUGGCAAGGUGCUCGUUGUCAUGCCCGCCGACGAGAAGGCGGUCAAGCAGUCCGAGGAGAAGGACCUCCCCGACACCUCGGUCGUCGCUAUCCUCGGUAUCGGCUCCCACCCCGAGUACCGCUACAUCUCGGAACCCCUUGCCGCACACCUCGGCGGCGAAAACGGCUACGUGGCCAAGGGCGAUGUGACGCUCAACAGGCCCAUGGUGAUCGAGGGCGGUCUCAACGCCGUCGAGAAGGCGCUCAAGGCCAACAAGGACGGCGUCUCGGGCGUCAAGGUCAUCAUCCGCCCCAACGAGGCAUAA